Molecule: messenger RNA, 3195 nt
Organism: Beauveria bassiana ARSEF 2860
Lineage: Eukaryota; Fungi; Ascomycota; Sordariomycetes; Hypocreales; Cordycipitaceae
Product: N-acetyltransferase
Exons: 3
Coding region: 1-3195 (1064 amino acids)
Biological process (GO): rRNA acetylation involved in maturation of SSU-rRNA
Cellular component (GO): 90S preribosome; nucleolus
Molecular function (GO): tRNA binding; 18S rRNA cytidine N-acetyltransferase activity; ATP binding
Source: RefSeq, a predicted model, not a curated record
AUGUCUGCUCGAAAGCAAGUCGAUCCCCGUAUCGGCGCCUUAAUACGAAAUGGCCUACAAGAAAAGAAGAGAAGCUUCUUUGUCGUUGUCGGCGACCACAGCAAAGAUGUAAUUGUGCGCCUACACUACAUUAUGUCGCGCGUCGACAUCAAGCAGAACAAGUCUGUCUUGUGGGCGUAUAAAAAUAAAUUGUUGAACUUUACCAGUCACCGAAAGAAGCGCGAGGCCAAGAUCAAAAAUGAAAUAAGGAGGGGCAUCCGCGAAGUCAACGAUGAAGACCCGUUUGAGCUGUUUAUUUCGCUACACAACAUUCGAUACACCUACUACAAGGAGACGGACAAGAUUCUCGGCAACACCUACGGCAUGUGUAUCCUGCAGGACUUUGAGGCCGUGACGCCCAAUACCCUCGCGCGCACCAUUGAAACGGUCGAAGGUGGCGGUCUCGUCAUUCUGCUACUCAAGGGCAUGAGCUCGCUGCGCCAGCUUUACAACCUCUCCAUGGACGUGCACUCGCGGUACCGCACCGAAGCCCACGCCGACGUCGUCGCCCGCUUCAACGAGCGCUUCCUGCUCUCCCUCGGCAGCUGUGAGUCGUGCCUCGUCAUCGACGACGAGCUCAACGUGCUCCCCAUCUCGGGCGGCAAGGACGUCAAGGCCCUCCCGCCGCCCGAAAGGGACGAAAACACGACGCCUGCGCAGCGCGAGCUAGCAACCAUCAAGGAGGACAUGCAAGAUCGCCAGCCUGUCGGUUCCCUCGUCAAGCUCGCCCGUACCGUCGACCAGGCCAAGGCACUCCUCACAUUCACCGAUGCCAUCGCCGAGAAGACGCUGCGCAGCACGGUGGCCCUGACCGCCGCCAGAGGUCGCGGCAAGUCGGCCGCGCUCGGCGUUGCCGUCGCUGCCGCAGUAGCUUACGGAUACAGCAACAUCUUCAUCACAUCCCCAUCGCCGGAAAACUUGAAGACGUUGUUUGAGUUUGUUUUCAAGGGUUUCGAUGCUCUGGGCUACGCCGACCAUGCCGAUUACUCUAUUAUUCAAAGCACGAAUCCCGACUUCAACAAGGCCAUCGUCCGUGUCAAUAUUCACCGCCAGCACCGCCAAACUAUCCAGUAUAUCCGCCCGCAAGACGCUCAUGUUCUCGGACAGGCUGAGCUGGUUGUCAUUGAUGAGGCUGCUGCCAUCCCUCUGCCUCUUAUCCGCAGACUGAUGGGCCCUUAUCUGGUCUUCAUGGCAUCUACCAUCAACGGUUAUGAAGGUACUGGUCGCUCUCUGUCGCUGAAGCUCAUCAAACAACUGCGAGAGCAGUCGCGCACCGCUUCUGCUGGUGGUGCUGAUACCGAAAUCGCUGACCGUGCCACUGGACGCGCGGCAAAGGGCGAAGAGUUUCAGGCCGGCCGCAAGCUACGAGAGAUUACUCUCUCCGAGCCGAUUCGUUAUGCACAGGGGGAUGGUGUUGAAAAGUGGCUAAACAAGCUGCUGUGUCUCGAUGCUCAGCUACCCAAGGUCAAGGCCGGAUCCCCUGAUCCUUCCCAGUGCGAGCUUUGGAACAUUAACCGCGAUACCCUGUUCUCUUUCCAUCACGUUUCAGAGGCCUUCCUUCAGCAGAUGGUUGCGCUUUAUGUGGCCAGCCAUUACAAGAAUACACCAGAUGAUCUGCAGCUGAUGAGCGAUGCGCCCGCUCACGAGCUUUUCGUUCUGACUGCUCCUCGAUCUGACCAGACUGGCAGGCUCCCCGAGCCUCUGUGUGUGAUUCAAGUCGCACUCGAGGGUAAGAUUAGCAGAGAAAGUGUACUAAACAGCUUGAGCCGCGGCCAGAGACCUCACGGUGAUUUGAUUCCCUGGCUCGUCAGCCAGCAGUUUCAAGAUGAGAAUUUUGCCACGCUGUCCGGCGCUCGUAUCGUACGAAUAGCCACCAACCCCGAAUACAUGUCCCAGGGCUACGGCUCCAAGGCCCUCGAGCUCCUCAUCAACUACUAUGAGGGCAAGUUUGCUAACUUGUCCGAGGACGAGGACCAAAUCAUGGACGACCGGGUUAGCAGAGCUACGGAUGCUGAGCUUUCGAAAACGUCGCUAUUAGAUGACAAGAUUGCCGUCCGUGACGUCAGCAAGAUGCCGCCUCUGUUUACCAGCCUGUCGCAGAAGCGUCCUGAGAAGCUGGACUACGUUGGUGUCAGCUACGGCCUGACCAAAGAACUGCAAAGGUUCUGGAAGCGGUCCUCCUUCGCCCCGGUUUACCUACGUCAAACGGCCAAUGAUUUAACGGGUGAGCAUACUUGCGUUAUGCUGCGGCCUCUAGGGACGGGCGAAGAGUCGAGCUGGCUCGGCGAAUUCUCACGCGAUUUCCAAAAGAGAUUUGCCUCUCUCCUCUCUUAUCAUUUCCGCACAUUCAACGUUCAAAUGGCCCUCAGUAUUGACGAGGCUGCCUCUGCUGGCGCCAGGCUCGACGGCACGGAAGUUGCGCCCCUGACCAAGGAGGAGCUGGAUCGCUACAUGUCGCCGUUUGAUCUCAAGCGCCUGGAGUCGUAUGCCAACAACAUGCUAGACUACCAUGUGAUCCUCGAUCUGCUCCCCACCAUUGCCAGCCUCUACUUCAAUGGCAAGCUCAAGCAGGGCGUGAACUUGACGGGCAUUCAAAAGGGCAUCGUCAUGGCCAUGGGUCUUCAACGCAAGGACUUUGACGCGACCUCGCAGGACCUCACUGUGCCCGCGCCGCAGCUCAUGGCCAUGUUUAUCAAGAUCCUGCGCAAGGUGACGACGCACUUUGCGACGCUCGUCUCGGCCGCCGUGGACGCAGAGAUGCCCAAGGCGCAGCAGGUGGGCGUCAGCCGCGCCGAUGCCAGCGGCGCGCACGACGACGAGGCGGUCGAGGACAAGUACGCGCCGUUGACGAUGUCGCUCGACGACGAGCUGGAAGAGGGCGGCAAUGAGGCGUUGCAGCAGCUGCGCAAAAAGCAGCGCGAAAUGAUUGACUCGCUUCCGCUGGACCAGUACGGCAUUGAUGGUGACGCCCCCGCGUGGGAGGAGGCCGAGAAGCAAAUGAAGAAUGCCAUCAAAGACGGCAAAGCUGCGGGCGUCGUGAGCGUCAAGUCGGGCAAGACAAAACGCAAGGCGGCCGCAACAGCCAGCGAGGUGUAUGAGGAGACAUUUGGCGACAAAUCAUCAAGGAAAAAGGCCAAAAAGGGUAAGAAGGCCUAA